Molecule: messenger RNA, 1090 nt
Organism: Leptosomus discolor (cuckoo roller)
Lineage: Eukaryota; Metazoa; Chordata; Aves; Leptosomiformes; Leptosomidae
Source: RefSeq, a predicted model, not a curated record
GUAAUUCCAAAGCAUAAGUUUGUCCUUGUGAAAUUCGAUACGCAAUACCCUUAUGGCGAGAAACAGGAUGAGUUUAAAAAGCUGGCAGAGAGCUCAGGCUCCAGUGAGGAUCUUCUGGUGGCUGAAGUGGGGAUAUCAGAUUAUGGUGAUAAACUGAACACUGAGCUGGGAGAAAAGUACAAGCUGGAUAAGGAAAAGUUCCCAAUUUUUCACUUGUUCCAGGAUGGUGACUUUGACAAUCCUUUACCUUACAGUGGCCAAAUCAAGGCCGGGGCUAUUCAGCGCUGGCUGAAGAGUAACGGCAUCUAUCUGGGGAUGCCAGGCUGCCUGAAAGAGUACGACAUGCUGGCCAGCAAGUUUGUGAGCACCACUGAGAAAUCAGAACGCCAGUCCCUCCUGAAAAAGGGGCAAGAGAGUUUAGAAAAAACAAAAGAAACUGAGAAGAAGUCAGCUGAGCAAUACUUGAAAAUUAUGAGCAAGAUGCUGGAGCAGGGAGAAGAGUUUGCUGCUAAUGAAGUCGUCCGAAUCACAAAACUGAUCGAGAAGAACAAAAUGAGUGAUGGGAAAAAGGAGGAGCUCCAGAAAAGCCUCAAUAUCCUUGCUUCUUUCCUGAAGAAGAAUAAUGAAAAAGAUGAGCUCUAAUAUGUUGGAGAACUUUGUACAAGCUGUGAAACACUGUCAAGAGUCCUAACCAGUUCUCCUUAUGCAAGCAAACUUCCCGCUGACUUCAAGAGAGCAGCAGAUUUCCUUCUGGUAUUCUCAGUUUAGAAGAUCAAGAGGAAGACAUUCCUUUAAAACACAGUAUUCUAAAUGUUGAAAAAAAUUACCUUAAAGCAAGACACCAGUAUUGUGUAAUACUCUUCAAUAACAGUGUUAAAGUAGACACAAAAAAAAAAGAAAAAAAGCACUAGAUUGGCCUGAAGCACAUUCCUGGUGGUUUUUACUGCUGUUCCCUGGCAAACAAAUAACAAAAUUCAGUCUCACAUUCCAUCUUCCAUGUUCUAAAAGGUACAGAUUGGGUGCCCCUCACAUCCCCACCUUGCCCUCUUCCUAGUGUCCUUGGGUUUUAUGCUCAUUAAUCCACCCCUCC